AUGAAUUCAAAUAUUAAAACAAAAUCGGACAAAGAGCGUCCAGGAGGCCAAGGACCAUACGGAUCUGGACAGCAAGGGCCAGGAGGUGCCGGCCAACAAGGUCCUGGCGGUCAAGGACCAUACGGACCAGGUGCAGCAGCCGCCGCAGCAGCAGCCGCUGGAGGAUAUGGACCAGGAGCUGGACAACAAGGCCCAGGUGGAGCCGGACAACAAGGACCAUACGGACCCGGAGCAGGACAACAAGGACCUGGAAGUCAAGGACCAGGAAGUGGUGGACAACAAGGACCAGGUGGUCAAGGACCUUAUGGACCAAGUGCAGCCGCCGCAGUAGCAGCCGCUGGAGGCUAUGGACCUGGAGCUGGACAACAAGGACCUGGAAGUCAAGGAUCAGGAAGUGGUGGACAACAAGGACCUGGAAGUCAAGGACCAGGAAGUGGUGGACAACAAGGACCUGGUGGUCAAGGACCUUAUGGACCAAGUGCAGCCGCCGCAGCAGCAGCCGCUGGAGGCUAUGGACCUGGAGCUGGACAACAAGGACCUGGAAGUCAAGGACCAGGAAGUGGUGGACAACAAGGACCUGGUGGUCAAGGACCUUAUGGACCAAGUGCAGCCGCCGCAGCAGCAGCCGCUGGAGGCUAUGGACCUGGAGCUGGACAACAAGGACCUGGAAGUCAAGGACCAGGAAGUGGUGGACAACAAGGACCUGGUGGUCAAGGACCUUAUGGACCAAGUGCAGCCGCCGCCGCAGCAGCAGCUGGAGGAUAUGGACCUGGAGCUGGACAACAAGGACCAGGAAGUGGCGGACAACAAGGUCCAGGAGGCCAAGGACCAUACGGAUCUGGACAGCAAGGGCCAGGAGGUGCCGGCCAACAAGGUCCUGGCGGUCAAGGACCAUACGGACCAGGAGCUGGACAACAAGGCCCAGGUGGAGCCGGACAACAAGGACCCGGAUCCCAAGGACCUGGUGGACAAGGACCAUACGGACCCGGAGCAGGACGACAAGGACCUGGAAGAAGUGGUGGACAACAAGGACGUGGUGGACAAGGACCAUACGGACCAGGAGCAGCCGCCGCAGCAGCAGCAGUAGGAGGAUAUGGACCAGGAGCAGGACAACAGGGACCUGGAAGUCCAGGAGGCCAAGGACCAUACGGAUCUGGACAGCAAGGGCCAGGAGGUGCCGGCCAACAAGGUCCUGGCGGUCAAGGACCAUACGGACCAGGAGCUGGACAACAAGGCCCAGGUGGAGCCGGACAACAAGGACCCGGAUCCCAGGGACCUGGUGGACAAGGACCAUACGGACCCGGAGCAGGACGACAAGGACCUGGAAGAGCAGCCGCCGCAGCAGCAGCAGUAGGAGGAUAUGGACCAGGAGCAGGACAACAGGGACCUGGAAGUCCAGGAGGCCAAGGACCAUACGGAUCUGGACAGCAAGGGCCAGGAGGUGCCGGCCAACAAGGUCCUGGCGGUCAAGGACCAUACGGACCAGGUGCAGCAGCCGCUGGAGGAUAUGGACCAGGAGCUGGACAACAAGGCCCAGGUGGAGCCGGACAACAAGGACCCGGAUCCCAAGGACCUGGUGGACAAGGACCAUACGGACCCGGAGCAGGACAACAAGGACCUGGAAGACCUGGUGGACAAGGACCAUACGGACCAGGAGCAGCCACCGCAGCAGCAGCAGUAGGAGGAUAUGGACCAGGAGCAGGACAACAGGGACCUGGAAGUCCAGGAGGCCAAGGACCAUACGGAUCUGGACAGCAAGGGCCAGGAGGUGCCGGCCAACAAGGUCCUGGCGGUCAAGGACCAUACGGACCAGGAGCUGGACAACAAGGCCCAGGUGGAGCCGGACAACAAGGACCCGGAUCCCAAGGACCUGGUGGACAAGGACCAUACGGACCCGGAGCAGGACGACAAGGACCUGGAAGAGCAGCCGCCGCAGCAGCAGCAGUAGGAGGAUAUGGACCAGGAGCAGGACAACAGGGACCUGGAAGUCCAGGAGGCCAAGGACCAUACGGAUCUGGACAGCAAGGGCCAGGAGGUGCCGGCCAACAAGGUCCUGGCGGUCAAGGACCAUACGGACCAGGUGCAGCAGCCGCAGCAGCAGCAGCCGCUGGAGGAUAUGGACCAGGAGCUGGACAACAAGGCCCAGGUGGAGCCGGACAACAAGGACCCGGAUCCCAAGGACCUGGUGGACAAGGACCAUACGGACCCGGAGCAGGACGACAAGGACCUGGAAGUCCAGGAGGCCAAGGACCAUACGGAUCUGGACAGCAAGGGCCAGGAGGUGCCGGCCAACAAGGUCCUGGCGGUCAAGGACCAUACGGACCAGGUGCAGCAGCCGCAGCAGCAGCAGCCGCUGGAGGAUAUGGACCAGGAGCUGGACAACAAGGCCCAGGUGGAGCCGGACAACAAGGACCCGGAUCCCAAGGACCUGGUGGACAAGGACCAUACGGACCCGGAGCAGGACGACAAGGACCUGGAAGAGCAGCCGCCGCAGCAGCAGCAGUAGGAGGAUAUGGACCAGGAGCAGGACAACAGGGACCUGGAAGUCCAGGAGGCCAAGGACCAUACGGAUCUGGACAGCAAGGGCCAGGAGGUGCCGGCCAACAAGGUCCUGGCGGUCAAGGACCAUACGGACCAGGUGCAGCAGCCGCCGCAGCAGCAGCCGCUGGAGGAUAUGGACCAGGAGCUGGACAACAAGGCCCAGGUGGAGCCGGACAACAAGGACCCGGAUCCCAAGGACCUGGUGGACAAGGACCAUACGGACCCAGAGCAGGACGACAAGGACCUGGAAGUCAAGGACCAGGAAGUGGUGGACAACAAGGACCAGGUGGUCAAGGACCUUAUGGACCAAGUGCAGCCGCCGCAGCAGCAGCCGCUGGAGGCUAUGGACCUGGAGCUGGACAACAAGGACCUGGAAGUCAAGGACCAGGAAGUGGUGGACAACAAGGACCUGGAAGUCAAGGACCAGGAAGUGGUGGACAACAAGGACCUGGAAGUCAAGGACCAGGAAGUGGUGGACAACAAGGACCAGGUGGUCAAGGACCUUAUGGACCAAGUGCAGCCGCCGCAGCAGCAGCCGCUGGAGGCUAUGGACCUGGAGCUGGACAACAAGGACCUGGAAGUCAAGGACCAGGAAGUGGUGUACAACAAGGACCUGGUGGUCAAGGACCUUAUGGACCAAGUGCAGCCGCCGCAGCAGCAGCAGCUGGAGGAUAUGGACCUGGAGCUGGACAACAAGGACCAGGAAGUGGUGGACAACAAGGUCCAGGAGGCCAAGGACCAUACGGAUCUGGACAGCAAGGGCCAGGAGGUGCCGGCCAACAAGGUCCUGGCGGUCAAGGACCAUACGGACCAGGUGCAGCAGCCGCCGCAGCAGCAGCCGCUGGAGGAUAUGGACCAGGAGCUGGACAACAAGGCCCAGGUGGAGCCGGACAACAAGGACCCGGAUCCCAAGGACCUGGUGGACAAGGACCAUACGGACCCGGAGCAGGACGACAAGGACCUGGAAGUCAAGGACCAGGAAGUGGUGGACAACAAGGACCAGGUGGUCAAGGACCUUAUGGACCAAGUGCAGCCGCCGCAGCAGCAGCCGCUGGAGGCUAUGGACCUGGAGCUGGACAACAAGGACCUGGAAGUCAAGGACCAGGAAGUGGUGGACAACAAGGACCUGGAAGUCAAGGACCAGGAAGUGGUGGACAACAAGGACCUGGAAGUCAAGGACCAGGAAGUGGUGGACAACAAGGACCAGGUGGUCAAGGACCUUAUGGACCAAGUGCAGCAGCCGCAGCAGCAGCCGCUGGAGGCUAUGGACCUGGAGCUGGACAACAAGGACCUGGAAGUCAAGGACCAGGAAGUGGUGUACAACAAGGACCUGGUGGUCAAGGACCUUAUGGACCAAGUGCAGCCGCCGCAGCAGCAGCAGCUGGAGGAUAUGGACCUGGAGCUGGACAACAAGGACCAGGAAGUGGCGGACAACAAGGUCCAGGAGGCCAAGGACCAUACGGAUCUGGAGAGCAAGGGCCAGGAGGUGCCGGCCAACAAGGUCCUGGCGGUCAAGGACCAUACGGACCAGGUGCAGCAGCCGCCGCAGCAGCAGCCGCUGGAGGAUAUGGACCAGGAGCUGGACAACAAGGCCCAGGUGGAGCCGGACAACAAGGACCCGGAUCCCAAGGACCUGGUGGACAAGGACCAUACGGACCCGGAGCAGGACAACAAGGACCUGGAAGUCAAGGACCAGGAAGUGGUGGACAACAAGGACCAGGUGGUCAAGGACCUUAUGGACCAAGUGCAGCCGCCGCAGCAGCAGCCGCUGGAGGCUAUGGACCUGGAGCUGGACAACAAGGACCUGGAAGUCAAGGACCAGGAAGUGGUGGACAACAAGGACCUGGAAGUCAAGGACCAGGAAGUGGUGGACAACAAGGACCUGGUGGUCAAGGACCUUAUGGACCAAGUGCAACCGCCGCAGCAGCAGCAGCUGGAGGAUAUGGACCUGGAGCUGGACAACAAGGACCAGGAAGUGGCGGACAACAAGGUCCAGGAGGCCAAGGACCAUACGGAUCUGGACAGCAAGGGCCAGGAGGUGCCGGCCAACAAGGUCCUGGCGGUCAAGGACCAUACGGACCAGGUGCAGCAGCCGCCGCCGCAGCAGCCGCUGGAGGAUAUGGACCAGGAGCUGGACAACAAGGCCCAGGUGGAGCCGGACAACAAGGACCCGGAUCCCAAGGACCUGGUGGACAAGGACCAUACGGACCCGGAGCAGGACAACAAGGACCUGGAAGUCAAGGACCAGGAAGUGGUGGACAACAAGGACCAGGUGGUCAAGGACCUUAUGGACCAAGUGCAGCCGCCGCAGCAGCAGCCGCUGGAGGCUAUGGACCUGGAGCUGGACAACAAGGACCUGGAAGUCAAGGACCAGGAAGUGGUGGACAACAAGGACCUGGUGGUCAAGGACCUUAUGGACCAAGUGCAGCCGCCGCAGCAGCAGCCGCUGGAGGCUAUGGACCUGGAGCUGGACAACAAGGACCUGGAAGUCAAGGACCAGGAAGUGGUGGACAACAAGGACCUGGUGGCCAAGGACCUUAUGGACCAAGUGCAGCCGCCGCCGCAGCAGCAGCUGGAGGAUAUGGACCUGGAGCUGGACAACAAGGACCAGGAAGUGGCGGACAACAAGGUCCAGGAGGCCAAGGACCAUACGGAUCUGGACAGCAAGGGCCAGGAGGUGCCGGCCAACAAGGUCCUGGCGGUCAAGGACCAUACGGACCAGGUGCAGCAGCCGCCGCAGCAGCAGCCGCUGGAGGAUAUGGACCAGGAGCUGGACAACAAGGCCCAGGUGGAGCCGGACAACAAGGACCCGGAUCCCAAGGACCUGGUGGACAAGGACCAUACGGACCCGGAGCAGGACAACAAGGACCUGGAAGUCAAGGACCAGGAAGUGGUGGACAACAAGGACCAGGUGGUCAAGGACCUUAUGGACCAAGUGCAGCCGCCGCAGCAGCAGCCGCUGGAGGCUAUGGACCUGGAGCUGGACAACAAGGACCUGGAAGUCAAGGACCAGGAAGUGGUGGACAACAAGGACCUGGUGGUCAAGGACCUUAUGGACCAAGUGCAGCCGCCGCAGCAGCAGCCGCUGGAGGCUAUGGACCUGGAGCUGGACAACAAGGACCUGGAAGUCAAGGACCAGGAAGUGGUGGACAACAAGGACCUGGUGGCCAAGGACCUUAUGGACCAAGUGCAGCCGCCGCCGCAGCAGCAGCUGGAGGAUAUGGACCUGGAGCUGGACAACAAGGACCAGGAAGUGGCGGACAACAAGGUCCAGGAGGCCAAGGACCAUACGGAUCUGGACAGCAAGGGCCAGGAGGUGCCGGCCAACAAGGUCCUGGCGGUCAAGGACCAUACGGACCAGGAGCUGGACAACAAGGCCCAGGUGGAGCCGGACAACAAGGACCCGGAUCCCAAGGACCUGGUGGACAAGGACCAUACGGACCCGGAGCAGGACAACAAGGACCUGGAAGUCCAGGAGGCCAAGGACCAUACGGAUCUGGACAGCAAGGGCCAGGAGGUGCCGGCCAACAAGGUCCUGGUGGUCAAGGACCAUACGGACCAGGUGCAGCAGCCGCAGCAGCAGCAGCCGCUGGAGGAUAUGGACCAGGAGCUGGACAGCAAGGCCCAGGUGGAGCCAGACAACAAGGACCCGGAUCCCAAGGACCAGGAGGUGCCGGUCAACAAGGACCUGGUGGACAAGGGCCAUACGGACCAGGAGCAGCCGCCGCAGCAGCAGCAGUAGGAGGAUAUGGACCAGGAGCAGGACAACAAGGACCUGGAAGUCAAGGACCAGGAAGUGGUGGACAACAAGGACCUGGUGGUCAAGGACCUUAUGGACCAAGUGCAGCCGCCGCAGCAGCAGCCGCUGGAGGUUAUGGACCUGGAGCUGGACAACAAGGACCUGGAAGUCAAGGACCAGGAAGUGGUGGACAACAAGGACCUGGUGGUCAAGGACCUUAUGGACCAAGUGCCGCCGCCGCCGCAGCAGCAGCUGCUGGAGGCUAUGGACCAGGAGCUGGACAACAAGGACCAAGCAGUCAGGCACCAGUUGCAUCCGCUGCAGCCUCUCGCCUUUCUUCUCCUCAAGCCAGUGCUAGAGUUUCAUCUGCUGUGUCAACUUUGGUGUCGAGUGGUCCUACGAGUCCUGCCGCACUCUCUAAUGCUAUCAGUAGCGUUGUAUCACAAGUUAGUGCAAGUAAUCCUGGUCUUUCUGGUUGCGAUGUACUUGUACAAGCAUUGCUGGAAAUCGUAUCCGCCCUCGUACACAUUCUUGGGUCUUCCAGCAUUGGGCAAAUUAAUUACGCCGCGUCUUCUCAAUACGCCCAGAUGGUAGGGAAUUCUGUAGCUCAAGCCCUUGGUUAAUGUUGCUGUAAAUGAUUACAAAAUAUUUUAAUGUCUAAUUAUGGCACAUUUGUAAUCUUUCUAAAUAAAUUCUGAAUCAUAUUAA
Messenger RNA from Argiope bruennichi, 6988 nucleotides. RefSeq lists its product as uncharacterized. The record is from RefSeq and is a predicted model, not a curated record. Bases 1 to 6903 code for a protein of 2300 amino acids. NCBI's taxonomy places the organism in Eukaryota, Metazoa, Arthropoda, Arachnida, Araneae, Araneidae. The transcript has 24 exons.